AACCACAGAUGUCGCCGGAGUCGCCAUUUCUCUCGUGGGUUGCAGAGAUGAAUGGUCACGCGCAGAUAAGCGCGGCAUCGGCCUGCAGUCGUGAUCCGACCCAAAGCCGACGAGCUGGAAAGAGCACUGACUGAAGACACGCGCCUAUGCCUGACCGAUCCUUAUUAGAUGUUACAGAUAUGAGGCCGAAGUCGGCCACACGUAUGUGUGCUAUCUGGGAUUAAUAUACAUGAUGAUAUCAAUAAACUUACUCAAGAGGGUUCAGCGCAACCGUGUCCCAGCAAAGAAAGUCUCCACUGAUACGACUCUCGUCUCGGCUCUUGGUGUACUGUGGUUCAACCGUUACAGUAAAGGCGCGUGCGCGUCCGCGGAUCCGACAUGGGUCCGCUCAGGAUCCGCUGAUUGACAGUAGAAUUUACGGCGCAGCCCGGAGGCGGAGCUGAUCCUCUGGGCGGCGCCAAACCGAAUGUGACAGUCACGCGGGUUUGGCGACUUGAAUGCGGAUCCGCCUAGGAGUCUCCUGCUGUGUGGGGUUACACCGGUGCACGUAAACGUCAUUCACAACUAGUUUGGUAAGUUCGGUUCGGUACACACUGCGUAACUGCGUGGAAUUUCUGUAAAUGCGGUUGUCACUACCUGUAUUUUUCGGGAGUUAAUACGGUUGUAGAAUCACUCCCGUAUUUUACUGAACUGUGUGUGUACAGAACGCGAUUAAGCACUAAAAGGUGAACUGACAACUUAAUUUAGCUGCAGUGUGUACGUGGCCAUUGAUCCGGGAAGCUCGAAUCUGUGAAUAUAUUGUCCAGAUAGCACACGUACGUCGCGGAGACGUCUGUGAAAGAUCGUAGCAUCUGGUUAACAUCGCAUUCGGUCUACCGUUUUUAGUGGUUAAUGAGCCGUCGUCCUUACCUCUAUAUUACGUCUAUACGAUGAAUCUUAAAUAUUUGAAAUCCGUCUUCCAUCUUCCGUUUUUAGUGGAUAAUGAGCCGUCUUCCUUACCUCUAUAUGACGUCUAUACGAUGAAUCUUCAACAUUUGAAAUUACGUGCUGCCACGCAGCGCCGGAUCGGCAGAUCAGCAGCUCGCUUAAUUAAGUUGUCUGCAUGGACGUGACAAAGCGGGGUCUAUUCUUUAGUCGCGUCGCGCCGUUCGCAUCCAGUGUUGACACGGAAAUAUAAAACUAAUUAUAUCAAAUACAUACAUUGAUGGUUCAUUGAUCUGCAUACAAUUUGACAAGCAUCGAAUUCAUAUUGUGUUGCAUUUUCCCCAACGAGUAGCCUACAUAACGUGUAAAAACAACAACAACAACAAAAGUACAGUUAUGCUUAUUUUGGAGAUUCUGCAUUGAUAAGUUUCACUGAUACAUUUAGUUUUACAUAUUGCACUUACACUUAAAUAGCUUUUUUUUGCUUUCGGCUCAGAAUAAUCAAAAAGGCACUCAUAUACUGCUUUCAUGGAUUUAAUUUUUAAAAUGCUUUAAAUGAUUUGCAAAGGGUGACCAUCAUAAUCUGGUUACAAAUCAGUACAUAUAAAUUAAAAUACAAGCUCAUAUGAACACUUUCUGGAACCCUUCAUGCACAAGUCUGUAGUUUGUUCAUCUAACCCUUUGUUUGCUUGAUCCCUGACAAAAAAUACAUGCAAAAAAUUGCCAGCCAAGUUGAGGUAAAGCUCGUUUCAAACUAACUGUAAUUCUACCUGCUUAUUAGGUGUGGUUCACAUAAUUUCGUUAUGCAGAAAGCAUAAAUUAGACCCUUCUUAGCCUACCAUGCUCUGUAUAAGGGGUGAUCCAUGGCUUUGUGUCAGAUGGUUCUUUGAGAACUGAAAUAGUGUAACACCUACCAAUUUUCACAUUCAUAUUUUGUUCCAAAUAAUGAUGCUUACAAACUCCAAUGAGCAAGCCAAAAGGUGACAAUAGCAAAGAAGACCCUUGUUGAUGUUUGAGGAGGAAUGAGGAAGAAUCCUUUGGAGGAAAUACGCUACACAAAUGUUCAUUUGAUUCAUAGUGCCUUACAGAAUUAAUGAUACUAACUUCCCAGAGUUGAUUAUGUCCCAAAGUUGAUUGAACAUUAAAACAAGCUUUCAAUAAAAAAUAAAUAAAUAAAUAAAUUAAUAAAAAAUAAAAAAAAGACACUUUAUGCUCUCAGCAGUUCCUACAUUAAAGGUAAAAUAUUCUCACAAAUAAGGGAAACUGUUUCACAGGGGGGUGAACUUUAUUCACAACAUAACACACAACAGCCUCUACAUAACACCAGUCUCAAAUAAAGAUUAUAAUGAGCUCUAAUAAAACAUUCCAUAACUUUUGCAAUGGACAAGGUGCAGACACUGGUUAUAGACUGCACUUAAUGAAUCUUGGGUGCCAGAUGUGGGAAUGAAGCUGGGGUAGCGGUAGAUCUGUGAAUCUAGGUUGAACCAUCUCCAAAGCUGUUUGGUGGAGAAAAGAAAUGGAAAAGAUGUUAGAGCAUUUUAUAAGAAAUAAUGUACAAGUUUACUGUGGGUUAAAAUACUUAUUUCUCACAAACAAUAUUGGGCAGUGAACACCAUGUACAAAGCAGCAACAUGCACACAAUCCUGUGAACAACCUCAGUACUAGAUACCACACAACAGCUGUGCCAAUGAAUUCAGAUUGAUGAACAUGAUUCUCACAAUAUUUAUAUAUAUUUUUUGCUCAUUUACCAGCAUUGCUGUGAAAGCUGAGUAACGAAUAAAACUGAACAAUGCUCUGACUACCAUACAAUCAAUUUUUAUAUACGUAAGAGCAGGAGAUAUUAUAUGAUUGACAGAUCUAAAACAUGCUCUCAUAAUCAAAACAAUCGCAUACAUGGAAGAAAACGGACAGUGAUCACAAUACUGUGGAGACACAGGUCGAAAAAAAAAAAAAAACCUCACUUUUUCACUAGUUUAGGGUUGGGCGGUAUAACAAAAUAUAAAAUAUGACAAUAUAUAUCAUGGCGACAAUGAAAAUGUCUACUCAAAGAUUUUGCUAUAUUGUUUAUAUCAGUGUUUCCCAACCUUUCUUUAUUCACUUUUGAUAAGUAAAUAAAUUCCACAGCACAUCACUACAUAAAAAUAUAACAAAACUGCACAAAAAUUAAUUGCUUCAAAUGGCAUAUAAAAGUAGAUGAUAUAUUAAAAGUAGUACUCACAUUCAAUGUGAAACUUGAGCUUUCUGGUAGAAACACAAUAAGGUCAUAGUAUGAUGUUGUUGGUGAUAAAAACAAAUUUACAUAUUGUCGCUGUCGGGCAAAAACACUAGCUUUAAUGGACAGUUUUUCUUGAGUAAAGAAAAUCGUGUACUUACGCAAACCUCAGUUCUUUAUUUUACCCUUGUACUGCAAACAAGCAGCGAUCUCAAACUCCAAACUUUAAGGGAUGACCAAUAGUGUAAAUUUUAUUAGCUCAUAACUGAUACAAUGACGAAAUAUAGAGAUACAUGUUUCGGCCCAAUGGCGUGAUGAUAUAUUCUUAUUUGUAUAUUCUCAUUUAUUUUUACUUUUUUUUUUUUGUAAUUUGAUAAUUUUCCACAGCACACUAAUGUGCCGUAGCACAGUGAUUGGGAAACAUUGGUUUUUAUAGUGGUAUGUAAAUAUAUAAUGCAGGACAGGACUACUUAAAGGGAUAGUUUCAAAAUUCUGUCUCAAUAGAGAGCCGUCAUCUGCUCAUGUAAAUAGAAGUGGCCGUCCUGAGGAGAGCUCAAACGUGGGCUAUCUUUCAUAAUUUCCAUAGGUUUGUCCACCUUUUUCCUACGCCCCACAGCGCUUUGGAAGAACUAUGGGUGUAACUUCCGUUAAUCUGUAAACAUUUUUUUUUUCCCCGUGUAGUGAUGCAUGGUUUUACCAAGCGGCAACCUCCCCCAGUUUCUUGUGAAGCCAAUACGGAAAUGACUUAAACUGCAAUUCAUCGACUGGCCGCUAGGGACAGGCUCCAAAAGAGAGCAGAAAUUCAUUGAGUCCCAUGUUAAAACUUUACAGCAGAAAAAAAAAACAUGUUUACAGCCUGGUUCAAAUUGUGGUUUUGGUCUAUACUGCUAAUUUUGCCCUUCAUGACAACUCUGAGGGGGGUGAAUUUUUUUAUAACUCAUCCGUUUAAAUUAUAUGAAGCUAUAAAGUUCUGCAUAAUUAAGGGCUCUUUCGCAAAGCGCUGAUGCAGAAGAACAUAGUUCACCCAAAAAUGAAAAUUGUGUCAUCAUUCACUUACCCUUAAGUUGUUCCAAACCUCUAUGAAUUUCUUUCUUUUACUUAAUACAAAAGAAGUUAUUUUGAAGAAUGUUGGUAACCAAGCAGUUGAUAGGCCCCAUGACUUCCAUAGUAUUUUGUUGUUGUUGUUGUUGUUGUAGGUAAGUAAAUGACAGAAUUUUCCUUUUUGGGUGAACUAUCCCUUUAAAACCAAAAACACAUACCUUGUUUUUAUUCAUUUUUGUUUAAUAUUUUUGUGACUUAUUGAGUGAUGUUUUAGCUUGAAUUUAAAUGAUCUUCCUUGAGUAACUAAGAUUUUGUCAUAAAAAUGCUAUUCUAAAAUGUCUACAAUUAAUCAGCCUCUCCUCGUCCAUAAAGGGCCAUCAGCACGGAAGAGCCUAGGUCGCUCCCAGAAAAGAUUCCAAUUAUUUAUUUACAAAGAGCAGCUUCUGUUCAUUACACCAAGACAUUAACCAUUCAUUUAAAGCAAACAAUCUACUGAACCUUUCAUGUCCUCGUCAGUAUGUCGGAAGCUUUCCGGACACGAUGAUCCUCAUUGCAGACGAUGUGCUGCAUACUGUCGUGAUCAGGCUCUUGAAGUCCUUCUUCAGAACCUCUGUCUGCCGCAGCCUGAUGUCGUUCACCCCCGAGCACUACAGCUCCGAUGCUCAUCACCAUUCAGGAUCGCGGAUACCUGCGCAGCAACAUCGAGAACACGAGCACCAGGAAAAGCAGUGACUGCGCACCUUACCUUUAGCUGAGGUAGCAUGGAUGUGGCGGACAAUUGAAUCACAGAUGAUCACACCAUAUUCAAUUUGAACACUGGGAAUGAUAACUUGCUUUUCAAAUAUACACAAAAAAUGAAAUGUUGCUUUUUAUCUAAUGAAUCUGAGAAAUAAUUAAAUUAUUAAAAUAAUCCCUGGUUGCAGCCCUAAUAAAAUAAAACAGUCAUGUAUACCAAUAGUCUGCUAAACAAUUCAUUACCUUGUCUACAUGUGAGAAGAAGUUUGGUGGUGGAAGGUGGACACCCAAGAUUUGGCCUGCACUUUCCACAGCUGGUACACCCCAGUGGCUGUGGUGAGCUAGCAGCAGAAUGAAGGAGAUCAGCUCAAAAUCUGCUUUACAAUAUUAUUGGUCAUAUUUGAGUUAAUCCAUCUCAAGUGGUCCAAUGGUCCCCAUUUAAAGUUUGCUUAGACCCUCUGGUGGUCACUGGCCCCUGAUUGAGACUGACACACAUAAUCUAUUUUAGGUUUGGGCGGUAUGAUAAUAUAUUGUGGUUACAAUAUAAAGUCUCUACCAACGAAGAUUUUGCUAUAUCAUUUAUAGUGGUAUGUAAAUAUAUGCCGCGCAAAGCUACUUAAAGUUAUUGACAUGUUAGAGCAAUAAAAAAAAACAUGCAUAAAUGAGAAUAAAGUGCAGGACAUGUCUGAUGUAAAGGGAAAAAAUAAAAAAUUAAGCCUAACAGUACUUUUGCUAUCUGACACAUUUGAAAUGCUGCUGUCUGGUGUAGACAUGGUGUAAGGAAAAACAAGGUGCAAAAUAUUUAUAUAUGUACAAGAGGUGUAAUGGUUCAAAUUACUCAUGUUUUGGUCUGUAUCAUGGUUGAGUCACCGUAGUCACCACUUCGGUACUCUUAGGUAUGUGCUAUGUUAAGAAAAAAAGAUGGGAAAAAAAAAAAAAAAAGACUACUGUCAAAUAAAAAUAAAGAAAAGUACAAAUAAUCAAAUACAAGCAGUAGCACAAAUAAAUACAAAGCAAAAAUAUAAAUUAAAUUAAGCAGUGCUUUUCAGAUUUUAAGGUCUUAACAGUAGUUUUCAGGUACAGAAAUUGAAUAAUCAAACACUCGUAUCGAACAAAGUUUACAAAGAGUGACUGUUUUGUCCAUGUUUUUUCACCAUUGCUGUUGUAAUGUUAUAAAGCCAGAAUGUUCCCAGACAGGAUAUUUUUAUGAUGAAGAUUGUUCUAUCAGUGGCUUGUCUCCUUCCACUGCCAUGCUGAACCGCAACACACUAAUGAACUGUGAGGAACAAAAGUUAGCAGAACUCAAAACAUUGUUUUUACCAAACCAUAUUACAGAUAACAUUCAGAAUGAUUUGAGAUUAACCGCAGUGCGAAUGUGUGCCGAACCGUGAGUGGAGAAUGGUAUUGUUUAUUUUUGUUAAACGAGAACCGUUACACCCCUAAUAUGUACAUGUACCUUGUAAUGUGCUCUAAAGAUCAGUUUUUGUUUCAUGGAGCUCGAACCAUACUGAGCUGAGAUACUGAGGCUUCUAGAAAUGUCCGUAUAGCCACAAUUUGUUGUGAGCCAUGAGACAAGCACAGCCACCGUGGUUAAAAUAAAAUAAAAAUCUAAUGGUUUUGCAAUACCAAUACAAAGGUCAUCACUCAAAAAAAAAAAAAAAAAAAAAAAAAGAGAAAAUUAAAAAUGGCCAAGCAACCAACUUUACAAUUUUUGGACCGCCUGACCGGUUUACUCUUGUACGUUGAAAAUCUGUGGAUAAAAUACAGUCAUCGUUUUUGCAGUUAAAAAAAAAAAAUAAUAAUAAUAAUUAUAUUGUACCUGAAAAUGUAGUUUGUGGGAGAAGAGACAACUGGACCUGUAGCAAAACGAUGGAACUCAGAUGGCCAAUCAUGGUGGCCUCCAUACAAAGACCGGUUGCCGAAGAGUGUCAGGAUGGAGGCACCACAGCCAAACAUCAGGCCAGAUUUCUGAAUCAGGUAAGCAGAAUAAACAUUAUUAAAACAGAUGGCAAAGUCUCAAGUACAUGACCUCCAAUGGCUUUCAUAAAUGAAAUUUAGGAACUUAAUUUCUAUCAGCAUAUUUUAACAACAUUGCCCAAAUGAAAUGCCUGGAAAAUUAAUAAUAAGAUAAUAUUUUACCUGAUGUCAGAAAGUUGAACCUCCUUAAAAGAAUCUACUUAAAGCCAGUCAUUAAAUAUGAAAAUCUCAUGAAAAAUUACUAAAUUACAUAAUUACAUAAAAAAAAAAAACCACACAAAAAUUACACAUACAAAAAAAGCAUAGGAGUAUGGUUCUCCAGUGGAUGUGUGGAGAAGAAACAUUUAUUAAGCCUUAUAAAUACAGUGACAUUACUAAAUGCUCAUUACGUGCCAUUGGGGUUCCUGCAUCCAGCUCAGUGACACGUCGCGAGGCCAUUCAUAAAUCACGUGAUCACAAACCAUUUGUAUCAGAUAACCGUUGUGAUUUACUACAGUACACUCGACCUAUUGACCCCUCAACAUUUCUUUCGCAAUUUACCUCAGUAAUCUGUAAAUACUAACAUUUCUAUAUAUAGCGUUCCUGUUUAUUAUUAAUUACGCGUUCGUUUUUUACAUAUUUAAAGUUUUAUUUGGUUAAGUCGGCUUUAAGUUGUUGUUUUGUUUUUUUUUGUCAGCAAGUUGUUGGUAAGUAUUAAUUAGCCUUUUGACAUCAUAACAUAUGUUGAAAUUAAUAACAAUAUAAUAGAUGCAACUAAAUACCAUAAUAAUUACAAAUACAAUAAUAACCACCUCACCGAAAAACCGUUAGCGGUUCUGAAUCUCCCCGAGAAAACAGCGGUGACUGACUGACAGCGUCCUGUUUACAUGAGCGCCAUUUAACCGACAUGGUCCAACCACAGGUCAGGGCGGGAAAAUUUGAAGCGUUGCUCUACUUCGAUAACUAUGAUUGGUUUAGCCCACCAGCGCUGAAAAAAGUAACAUAAGCUUUAGCAGCGGCCUGGAUGACAUAGGCUUGCACUGAUUAAGUUUAAUAAACACUAAACUAACGAAACAAACAAUAUGAACAUGCGAUAAUCAUUAUGUAGACAAGUUCAGAGGUGUGCAAACUCGGUCCUGUAGAGUUUAGAUUCAACUGGUCUCCACACCUGCCUGAAAGUUUUUAUUAUGCCUAGAAAUAUAUUGAUUAGCUGUUUCAGAUUUAAUUUGGGUUGGAACUAAACUUUGCAGAACAGUGGGCCCUCAGGAGCAGGAUUGGUCACCCUCGCACUAACGUUAGUUCAUGCAUAGUUAAAAUGGUUACCUUAAUGCUGAAACUCCGGCUUCAGCGGAUGUGCUGGCCCCGUUCCCCCGACUAUAACAAUGAAAACAUUGUUAUAAACAUUGAAAACAUACUAUACAAUGCCAUGAAACAGACUUAUUUUACCUACCUGUAAUGAAACCUGCGGAGUGUACUGCAUGGCGUACAUGCGUAUCGUCUCUAAUCAAGAAGUGAAGGAGUGACUGGCACGUGCUUCCCAGAAAUGAAACCACACCCCACUCCAUGACGUAUUUACAGCUAUUUUAGCUCCAUGACUUUUAAAAUAACAUUUUUUUUUUUUCAACUGUGAAGAAAAUUAAAUAAAAUAAAAUAAACUUUUUUUUUGUUGUCAUCUUUAACUUUGUUUGAUUUAAUUUUAAUUUAACUUUCAUGCAACACAAACACCUGCAGACUUUUAUAAUGGCACUCAAUUCAAACUUAUGUUUUAUCCACUGGUCAAAAAUGUCCCGUGGCCAUGAUUUACAUGAGCCACAACUAGUAAAUGAAUAAAACUCUUCAAAUAUUAAAUGUACCAAAUGUGAUUGUUCAUAUGCUCUGGUGAUAUGACAAAUUACAGGAAAACAACUGGGUCCAGCACAUUUUGUGCUUGGGCCCUAAAAAGACUAAAGACUAAAUGAUUUUGUAUACAUAACUAUAAAAGCUUCAUUAAAUGCACUUAUUAAAAAAAAUAAAUAAAUAAAAAUAAAAUAAAUAAAUUUCUUCAAAAGCUUGUUGCGCUAAAAAUUAUUGUCUCGUGACAUUAAAAUUUGGCAGAUCAAAAUAUAUUUUUACAUUUAAAGGAGUACUACAAUAAUGACAUUUUGGCCAACCAUUCUUCAGAGUUUAGAUCUCUUAACCCUCAACCAACAUUCAUCAACUAGUUAGAAGUAGAGAUAAACUUUACAACCUUGUCCUAGACUUAAAAUUUAGUCACAAAGUAACUAGUUGAAUUAAAUGUAUUAAUAAACAUCAUCUAAAAAGUAGUGACCACACACAGGUUUAAUAAGCUUUUGUAUACAAUUUCUAGGCACACAUUUAGGUUCAAUACAUAAAAUGACAAAACUGACAGUUAAUGUUAUAUUGUUUCCCCCACUACAGAAAGUUCUCUACAGUCAACAGCACUCACUCAACGACAGUAGCCACAGUUCACACUGUCAAAAACAAGGUAUGUGCUCAUAUGUACUCAUUACCUUUAAUGCAUUAAGCCAUUGGUUCUCAAUUCCGAUCUUGGGGACCCACAAAAUUACACAUUAUGGAUGUCUCUCUCAUCUAUCGUGCUGUUUAGAGCUUCUAUUAUAUGAGUUGAAUCAUAUGUACUAAUGAACACAUCCAAAAUGUGCAAUGCAAGGGGCUUCCAGGACUGGAGUUGAGAACCACUGCAUUUAGCAGGUUAGUACAAUGUACUUUGUUUUGUUAAUGUCUCAGCACCAUGGCUGGCAAAAAACAAUCGUACUGGACAUUGCGAAGAAAAGCCAAAAAGAAGGUGGACGAACAACUGCAGUCAAUGCAAGCAGUAUCAUCACCAUCCUGGAGGGAGGAGUAUGGUAGCAUGCAAAGUGACACAAGCAGCACCGCUGAUGAUGACGAUGUCGAAUUUAUGGAUUGUCUGUCCCAAAUCGAUGAGCCUGAAUGCGUCACCAUGGCACAUUCUUCAUAUAGUAGUGAAUCUGACACAGACUCAGACACAGAGUGAUAGUGGAGUUUGUGGGAGAAGAGACAACUGGACCUGUAGCAAAGUCCUGGUACUCAGAUGGCCAAUCGUGAUGGCCUCCAUUCAAAGACUUGGACCGGUUGCUGAAGAGUGUCAGGAUGAUGGAGGCACCACAGCCAGAUAAAGGGUGGACCAAACAUCAGGCCAGAAUUCUGCACGAGUCAGGUAAGUUAAACUACACUGUAAAUAAACAUUAUUAAAACAUCACAUAAAACGAGAUCACUAAUACAUGACAUCCCAAGGCCUAAUGCUUUCAUGAAUUGAGUUAAGAUACUUUGUUUCUUUCAGCAUCUUUUGACAAGAUUUCCAAAAAAUGGAAAAAGGCAUGCUACACUUCUGACAUUUCUGAAUCUGAAAUUCCUGGAAAAAGAAUUCACAAGUAAGUUGUCAAUGUUUUCUUUUAGUUGACAAACAGGGCAGUGUUAUUACCCAUCUAAUCCUGCUUUGUAAAAUAAUGUAAUACCCUGAUUUUGCUCUCAGAAAGAAAAAUAUACUCAUCAGAUGAUGAGCCUUAAUGAUACCCCCCACAAAAAGAAGAAAAUUAAUAGAGAAAAAGUUCCACCUGCACCAAAAGUUCCACCUGCACCAAAAGCUCCAGCACCCCCAAAACACUUCAAGACAAAAGGUAAAAAUACAUUGAAUCUAGUUCAAUAAAUCAAUCUAGUAAAUAAAUGAAUCUAGUUAAACGAUUGCUAGACACAAGUGUAUAACUGCUGUGUUUUGUUUUUUUUUUCCAGGUCCUAUUGUACGACCUUUGCUUACACCAAGUAGAGUGGGGAAAUCUUUCAGCAAUUGUGAGUUUAAAUUUAUAAAACUGAUAUUUCUGAUAGUUUUAAGCAUUUUGUGUCAUGUCCAAGAAUGCUCCUUAUCCAGAGUAAAAUUAAUGUAAUGCACAGGCUCUAGUGACUUGUUGCUUUACAAAAAUGUUUUGCUUUUUCAAAUUCACCCAAUUCUAUUGUUAUUUUAACAGUUUGGACAGAAUUAACAUCAUUACAUUUAUAACUCAAGGUUUUACACGCUAAACGAAGCAUAUCAAACAUUUGAUUGCUAAUUAGAGGCAACGGCACUCUCAAGCUUUAGUAAGCCUUUGUGUAGUACAAAGAAAUAGUCUCAGGUUACGCAUAUAACCAUGGUUCCAUGAGAUGGGGAACUCGCACUGCAUCCGAAGACACUUUGGGGAAUGCCAAAGUGUAUUUGGACGCAGUGCGAGUUCCCAUUCGAAAGGGAAUUUGUUUUGAUGGAGGCAGACAUCACACAUUCACAUACCAAUUCUUUCAACAGCAUGUGGGUCAAGUUUAUGAUCACAAAAUAAACAUAGUUAACAUACAGUGCGUGCACAAUCAUUAUGCAAGUCCAAUGAGCAUUUCACUGUCCAAUGAUCAUGCCUUAAUUGUGCAUUUUCUAGUAUUGCAUCUUUUUUACGGGCAUUUAGUAAUUUUUGACUUUCCAGUGUGAGUUAAAUCUCUGGCCACGUUCACACGGUCAGUUUUUGAGAUUGACAACUGCAUUUACUUUCAGGUGUGAGCCUCGAAAUGUCCUGUUCACACAGCAACUCUGGAACACUGUCUGUAUGAACAUGCAGCGAGAGUCAAGCCCUUCUCUUACUAGUAACCAUAACGACAGUGACCAACGUAAUAUUAAAGAUGGCAACGUCCAUAUAACUGAAAAGUCUUAUUACUUUUGACGUGACAAGAUACCAUUUGAACCGCAAGUUCAUCCAUCAAAAAUUCAUUAACUAACAACAGCAUGUAAACACACACUAGCCGGAGUCUUUAACCGCUGCGCUCAAGUGUCACGUCCUUUGCGGCGUCUCGCACAUGACACAGCAUCUGAAUUUGGAAAAGAAACACAAAAUGGAAGCUGCUCCGAUGGAGAACAGUGACUGGAUCUAAUACCUUCAGGUGACACACAGCACAUAUCUCUGUCGCUGUAAGUUACCGAAAGUGAAACUACACACAAAACACCUUAAGCCCGGGACACACUGCACGAUUUUUAGCUAUCCCAGACGAAAGAUUGCCAUCGUGAAACAAUCGUGGCGAUUUCUGUGAUCGUGGCUCUUAAUCGGUGGUCCUAUGUUGUACAGUGAGAGAGGUUCAAAGACGGCCGUUUUUCCGACAUGGUGCUAAAACUUAAAACUGCUUACCUCAAGCUCUUUUUCAUUCUUUCGCCGCUUCCUUUUUAUUUUCAGCACAUAAAAACUACAACUGCCAAAGUGUGAUUCAACAUGGUGUUUUGUUUACCACUAGCGCAUGCUGAUGACGUUUUAUUCUUCUAUAGAAACUUGCGUAGCCUAUGCAUCAACAGGUGUCUUCAUUGUACAGUCUACAUGCAUGUCGUACCCAAGUUUAAUAGAUCCGUGUCACACAGUGUGAUUUGUAAUGAUCUUAUAGGAUUGCUAAAAUCGUGCAGUGUAUCCCAGGCUGUAGAAGAGCGUCUCUCUCGCACUGUAUGACGUGACAGACAACUAGUUGUCCAAAACGGUUCCGUUCACACAGCACAGAUUUUCUGAGAAUGCGGUUGUGAGUCCUGAAAAUUUACGGGUGAGUUCAGUUAUAGAAUGCGGUUGUCACUCCCGUAAAUAACCUACUGUGUGUGAACGUAACCGUAUUAAGGACUCAAAUACAGGACUGACAACUGUAUUCUUCUGCUGUGAGAGCAUGGCCUCUUUUUUGGCAAAUUUUGCUUAUAAAAGAAAACCUGAUUAAAAAUAAUGCACACCUGAAUAUAAGGUGUUUUUCCAGCCUUCAUUAACAAUUAUAUAUCACUUAUAAAUGAUUAUAUACAAAUUAAAAGUAGUUAAGACUGAUGUGGUUUGGAUUGGUAAAAUGUGCUUGAAAUAAAGAUAUGAUCAGAAUAUCAACUUGCAUAAAAAUUACGCACGCACUGUAGAUGUUUAGUCACGCACUUAUAUUCUGCCUAAUGUCAGAAAGUUGCAGGCCUCUAUAAUGAAUGAACCUUCAUUAAACCAGCCAAUAAAAAUGAAAAUGUCAUGUAAAAUUACUUUAGUACAUACAACCUUUACCAAUUCCACCACUCUCAGCUCCAGAUGUACCAGUGAGCUUCUCCCAGGCAGACGAGCAAGAUGAACAUCAACCUAACAUUCAAGAGAACACAUUCUCUGUCCCGAGACCCUAUCAAGACCCAAGACCGUCUACACACCAAGGAAGAAUGCAAGACUCCAGUUGUACCAGUGAGCUUCUCCCAGGCAGAUGAGCCCCAAGAUGCUUGGGGUGAACACACACCUAACAUUCAAGAUAAUGCAUUUUCUGUCCUGAGACCUUCAGGUUCCAAGCAAGGAAGAACACCACGCCACCAACGGGAUCUUUGGCAUGAACACCCACCUAACAUUCAAGAGAACACAUUCUCUCACCCGAGACCCUAUCAAGACCCAAGACCAUCUACACAUCAAGGAAGAAUGCAGAGUAAGUACAAAAACAAAACAAAAAAUCAGUCAUUACUGAGGUAUAACUUAAGAGCCCUCGUGUACCAGUUUAUGCACUGUCAUGGUAGCAAAUGCAACUAACUUUACCCUUAACUACCUUUCUCAGCUCCAGCUGUUCCAGUGAGCUUGUCUCAUAUAAAUGAGCAAAAGGAUGUUUGGGGUGAUAACUGUAAUGAUGGGUCGGCAGAGCGGAGAUCCAUUUGCAAGCUUUAUUAAAUAAGAGCGUGGUCGUACAGGCAAGGUUAGACAGGAGCAAACAGGAACAGCAAGGGACAGGCAGAAUCGUGGUCAGGAUACAGGCAGUAGAUCAGGGCAGGCAGAAAACGUUCACAGUCCAGAUAACAAAUAGUCCAAAGGCAGGCAGCAGGGAAUUAUAAACAGGUAACCAGACAGGAUCGAUAACAGGCAGACAAUAAACACAGGAAACCGCUCAGAAUUGAACACAGGGUGAAUCAAGACUUCGCCCUCAGGUGGUGUGUGUGUGAGUCUUUUAUAGUCCAGGUAGUGUGCUAAACUGUAUGUGGCAACAGGUGAUUGGUGUGGAGUGUGCAUGUGAUUGGCAGGGAGGAUUAUGGGAAGUGGAGUCCAGGAACUGACAGGAACAGACAGUGAUCGUGACAUAACGCCCCCCUUCCGGAAGGCGCGUCCUCGCGGCGUAAAUGGCACAGAUAGGGAGGGGGGGUGGGUGCAUUGGAGACGUGGACCGGAACAGGGUCUCCAAUGCAGAUCCAGGAACUCAGGCAGCCACGGUGGGUCAUGUGCCACGGGCAACCAUGGCGGGUCAGGUGCCACAGGCAGCCAUGGCGGGUCAGGUGCCACGGGCAUCCACGGCGGGUCAGGUGCCACGGGCAGCCACGGCGGGUCAGGUGCCACGGGCAGCCACGGCGGGUCAGGUGGCUUAGGCGGCCAUGGUAGGUCAGGUGGCUUGGGCGACCACGGCAGGUCAGGUGGCUUGGGCGGCCACGGUAGGUCAGGUGGCUUGGGCGGCCACGGUAGGUCAGGUGGCUUGGGCGCCCACGGCAGGUCAGGUGGCUUGGGCGCCCACGGCAGGUCAGGGUCCGUAGCCGGCCACAGCAGUUCACAGGCAGUUGAAGGCCAUGGUCGUAUAAGGUCCCCACCCGCAAGCUCAAGCAGUUCGGAGGCCGCUGAUGAUCGUGGCCGUGCAGGGUCCCCACCCACAAGCUCCCCACCCACAAGCUCCCCACCCUCAGGUAUAUGGCCCCCCCCAAAAAAGUUCUUGGGGAAUUCAACGGAGGCCGUGGCGGUUUCGUGGGUAAGGAGCUCGGGUGGCGCCGGCAGGGCGAGGAGCUCAACGACGGCCUCCGUGGCCGUAUCAGGAAGAGCGGGCUGCUCUGGGACGGCCUCCGGGCCUACAGCGGGCUCUGGGACGGCCUCCGGGCCUACAGCGGGCUCUGGGACGGCCUCCGGGCCUACAGCGGGCUCUGGGACGGCCUCCGGGCCUACAGCGGUCUCUGGGAAGGCCUCAGGGCCUUGAGGGAUGGAGGAAGCCUUCUUCCUCCUCCUCCUCCUCCUCCUCCUCCGUUUACGUGGUUGAGGCGGUGGGUCUGUGCCUACCUCCUCUGUGGGCUCUGCAGCGGGCUCACGGGUUGGAGCGGACUCACGGACUGGAGCUGGUUCUGGAGUGGACUCACUGGCUGGAACGACCCCUAUGUUCCCAGACACUGGCGGGGCGGCCAUCUUGCCCGUGGGCACUGGCAAAGCGGCCAUCUUGUCCAUAGCAUCCAGAGAGUUUGAGUGAGUAGCAACCGGCGAGCUUGAGUGCGUAGCAACCGGCGAGCUUGAGGGCGUAGCAACCGGCGAGCUUGAGGGCGUUGCAACAGACGAGCUUGAGGGCGUUGCAACAGACGAGCUUGAGGGCGUUGCAACAGACGAGCUUGAGGGCGUUGCAACAGACGAGCUUGAGGGCGUUGCAACAGACGAGCUUGAGGGCGUUGCAACAGACGAGCUUGAGGGCGUUGCAACAGACGAGCUUGAGGGCGUUGCAACCGACGAACUUGAGGGCGUAGCGGCCAGCGGGCUUGAGUGUGAAGCGGCCGGCGGAGGCUUAGGAAUGCCAGCCACUCGUGCUGAAGUCAGCGGUGGAUCAGCCACACUGGAAUGCAACCCACUCCGCUCCCAAACAGAUCCAGAGACGUGAUGUAAAUCUAGAAGAUCAGCGGAGAUGGGACGUGACUCGGGAAGUUUAACUUGGACUUGACUUGGCAUUGUAGUAGUGGUGGCCGCCAUUUUGUGAGUGUCAUCUGGCGCGGCAGCCAUUACGCGACCAGACGAGGUGUCGCAUUCCUCCGCGACACCCACAGUAAACGGAGAGCCAACAUUCAAUAAAGCAUGAUCCAGAAACUGACUUAGAGAUGAACGGGGUCCCUCACGAAUGAGUUGUGAUUUGAGUGGCUGAUUAAUGCCCUCACAGAAAAAGUCUAUCAGCGCACAGUCCGGCAAGUCUGAAUGAUAAGCAAUGUCCAAAUAUUCCACAACAUAUUCCUCCAGCGAUCGUGAGCCCUGCUUGAGCCCUAAUAACAAUAAUGCAAGGUUCCUACCAGACCAGUGUUCAUCAGAAAAGCUGCUGGAUCGUUGUUUUGGCAAAGUCUUCUGUAAUGAUGGGUCGGCAGAGCGGGGAUCCAUUUGCAAGCUUUAUUAAAUAAGAGCGUGGUCGUACAGGCAAGGUUAGACAGGAGCAAACAGGAACAGCAAGGGACAGGCAGAAUCGUGGUCAGGAUACAGGCAGUAGAUCAGGGCAGGCAGAAAACGUUCACAGUCCAGAUAACAAUAAAUAGUCCAAAGGCAGGCAGCAGGGAAUCAUAAACAGGUAACCAGACAGGAUCGAUAACAGGCAGACAAUAAACACAGGAAAACGCUCAGAAUUGAACACAGGGUGAAUCAAGACUUCGCCCUCAGGUGGUGUGUGUGUGAGUCUUUUAUAGUCCAGGUAGUGUGCUAAACUGUAUGUGGCAACAGGUGAUUGGUGUGGAGUGUGCAUGUGAUUGGCAGGGAGGAUUAUGGGAAGUGGAGUCCAGGAACUGACAGAAACAGACAGUGAUCGUGACAAUAACCCAUCUAACGUUCAAGCGACAUUGGGCAUCUCUCAGGCAGACCAUCACGGAGCCGGCUAUGGUGUUGAUCCACCUAACACACAAGAGCACACCUUUUCUGUCCUGAGACCCUCAGGUGACCACCAAGGAAGAGAACAGAGUAUGUUACCUACAAAGUAUUUUUGUACAUAUGUUGUUUUAUGCUGUCAUGAAAACCAUCAGCCUCAGCUUACUUUAAGUUUUUACUUUCCAACUCCCCCAUUUUCAGCUCCAGUGUGUCUUUUAAAGGAUUAGUUCACCCCAAAAUGAGAUUUGUCAUUAAGUACUCACCUUCAUGUUGUUCCACACCCGUAAGACCUUCGUUCAGAACACAAAUUAAGAUAUUUUUGAUAAAAUCUGAGAGAUUUCAGUUCCUCCAGUCUUUGCAACUGACACUUUAACUCUUUAAAACGAUCAUAAAGGGCCUGUUUACAUCUGGUCACUUCAUGCGUUUUUACAGAUCGGACGAUUUCAUUUACACUUGGCCACAUAAAUGUGUCACUGCAAAAUGGAUAUAAAUCCGAUCUUCAAUUCCCACGCUAUAUGCAAAUUUAAUGGAUUACACGUCAAUGAAAGAAACAGAUAUAAGCUGCAUUUUAUUGGUCAUCAGCUAGCUAAUUUCGGAAUCAAAGACCGCAAUAGGAGAGAGAGCGGCAUCAGCACUGGUAAGAUCAAUGAUCAAUGUUUACAUGCGAGUAAAAACCUAAAUUGAAUCUGUUCAUCAUAUAAAGCAAUCAAGUCUUCAGAAAAUUUGGACUAAACUGCUAAAUUCAUAUGGAUUAGUUUUCUGAUCUCUUUAUAAACGUUCUGAAGAGUCCAAGUGUUCAUUGCAAAGGCAGU
Messenger RNA from Ctenopharyngodon idella (grass carp), 17270 nucleotides. RefSeq lists its product as uncharacterized. Lineage: Eukaryota; Metazoa; Chordata; Actinopteri; Cypriniformes; Xenocyprididae. The record is from RefSeq and is a predicted model, not a curated record. The transcript has 8 exons. Bases 13913 to 14836 code for a protein of 307 amino acids.